This is a messenger RNA of Panicum virgatum (switchgrass), 1260 nucleotides long. RefSeq names its product tuliposide A-converting enzyme 1, chloroplastic-like. The record is from RefSeq and is a predicted model, not a curated record. Gene Ontology annotation, molecular function: hydrolase activity. The coding region runs from base 33 to 1001 and encodes 322 amino acids. The transcript has a single exon. NCBI's taxonomy places the organism in Eukaryota, Viridiplantae, Streptophyta, Magnoliopsida, Poales, Poaceae.
GGUCACCAAGUCCGCUCACAGACACCAACCGGAUGGCUUCCCGCGCCGCCGCCGCCGCCGCCGAGGUCGCCAUCGAGCUCCUGCCCUUCAUCCGCCUCUACAAGAGCGGCCGCGUCGAGCGCCUCAUCGACAACGGCACGGCCCCGGCCUCCCUCCACGACGCUGCCACCGGCGUGGCCUCCAAGGACGUCAACAUCGACCCCGCCGCCGGCGUCUCCGCCCGCCUGUACCUGCCGCCCGCGGCCGGCGCCGGCGCCAAGCUGCCCAUCGUCGUGUACUUCCACGGCGGCGGCUUCAUGGUCGAGUCGGCCGAAUCCGUCCCGUACCACCGCUACCUCAACGCCCUCGCCGCGCGCGCCGGCGCCGUCGCGGUGUCCGUGGACUACCCCCGCGUGCCCGAGCACCGGCUCCCCGCGGCCUACGACGACUCGUGGGCGGCGCUCGCGUGGGCCGUCGCCGCCGCCUGCGGCUCCGCGGCCGCGCCGGAGCCGGAGCCGUGGCUGGCCGAGCAUGGCGACCCCGCCCGCGUGUUCCUGGCCGGGGACAGCGCGGGCGCCAACAUCGCGCACGACGUCGCCAUGCGCGCCGCCGCCGAGGGGCGCCCGGCGAUCCGGGGCGUCCUGCUGGUGCACCCCUACUUCUGGGACGCGUCGGGCGCCAUGGGCCCCGAGCUGGAGGAGCGCAUCCGUCGCGAGUGGCGGUUCGUGACCGGGGAUCCCGACGCCCGGAUGGACGACCCGCGGCUGUCCCCGACGUCCGCGGCGGCGCCGCCGCUGGCGCUGCUGCCGGCCGCGCGCGUGCUGGUGGCCGUGGCGGGGGCGGACUUCCUGGCGCCGAAGGGGCGCGCGUACCACGCGGCGCUGCUGGCCAGUGGGUGGCGCGGCGUGGCCGAGCUGGAGGAUACUCCGGGGGAGGACCACGUCUUCCCCCUCCGGCAGCCGGGGACGGCGGUGGCCGAGGCGUUGAUGGAUCGUGUGGUGGCUUUCGUUGCUAGUGCUUGAUUGCACGGCUGAUCCCGAUGCAAACUUGAGUGCUUCGUGCCACUGUAGAUCAGGAAUAAAAGAGUUGCCUUUCCUUGUCAAAAGAAACAAGAAAAAAAAAGAGUUGCCUCUUCUGCUUUGAAGAUGGAGAUGGCCGAUGCGCAUGCAUUAGAGCAAAGCUAAUAAUUUAGGCUAUUAUUGGCUGUAAGACUUUUUGCAUCUCAUUUUUCAGUCCACUUGUAUAGUGAUUUAGCUCCUCACCAUUAAUAUAUGGUCCACU